UGAGGUCUCCAGCACCAUUCUCCACUGCUAAGAGCAUGAUCUGGCUGUUCCAGUUUCUCACGCUUGUCUUCUGCCUUGGCCCAGGGAACACAGUUUCACAAACCAGCUCAACCCCAUUGAUUGUGAACGGGGUCGUGGGGGAGUCUGUAACACUUACCCUGAAGUCUCCUAUGGAAGAGAAGAUCAUGUCCAUCACCUGGCUUCAUGAUGGAAAAUCUAUCAUCUUCAUAGAGCCAAAUGAAGCACUAAACAGGGUGACUGACCCAAAGCGGAAAAAUCGAUUGAAGGUCACCAAGUCCUACUCCUUGCAGCUCAGCAACCUGACGAUGGCAGACACAGGACCUUACAGCGCCCAGAUAACCACACUGACCUCUUCACUGUUCACCAGUUAUGAUCUGAGGAUCUUCAGACGACUGAGGAACUUACAAGUUGUCCCUCACACCAAAUGGUCUAAAAAUAGGACCUGUGAGAUCCACCUGACCUGCUCUGUGGAGAAUCCAAAUGAUAACAUCUUAUUCAGGUGGCAGGUCUCAGGAAACACACUUCAAAGUGAAGCAAACCUCACUAUCUCCUGGGACCCCAAGAGUUUCGAUGAAGAGACCUACACCUGCGUAGCUGAGAAUCCUGUCAGCAAUUCAUCCUUCUCUGUCUCUGUCCAGAGUCUUUGCAAAAGUUUCUUUCAAUUCUCUACUCAGCAAACCCAGUGUCCUGCAGAGACUGUGAGGAACUUAGAGUAUGCUUCCUUCUCUCCAGGGAACACUGUGUAUGCUCAGGUCACCCAUUCAAACAGGGAAAUGGAAAUCCCAAAACCUGUGAAAAACAAUGACUCCACCACAAUUUACUCCGAAGUUCAACAGUCCCAAGAGAAAGCCCAUCUAUUCCAGGACAACUGCCCUUCACAAUGUCAUGUAAGUUGCUGAAAGUCUUCAAAGGAAUUCAGAAACGACACAUCUUCUCCUAAUCCUAUGAGAGAGAACAGAGCUUGGUUUCUGGCUGACAACAGAAUUUGAAUAUCUAGGAUGAUCAGACUUGAAUCUGCUUACCUAGGUCAAACAUUUAAGGAAUAACAUCAUCUCCAGCAUAUGACCCAAAUAACAAUUUCUAAUCAGCUCCAAGUGAAAACAUACAUCAGAUACCAUGCUUGAAAAAAUCCUCAACAAAAUACUAGCAAUCUGAAUCCAACAAUACAUUAAAAGGAUCAUACACCAUGA
This is a messenger RNA of Balaenoptera acutorostrata (minke whale), 1211 nucleotides long. It is a transcript of the gene SLAMF6, whose product is annotated as SLAM family member 6. The transcript is spliced from 7 exons. Gene Ontology annotation, cellular component: external side of plasma membrane. Bases 36 to 920 code for a protein of 294 amino acids. Lineage: Eukaryota; Metazoa; Chordata; Mammalia; Artiodactyla; Balaenopteridae. Gene Ontology annotation, biological process: T-helper 17 cell lineage commitment; T cell activation; positive regulation of type II interferon production. The record is from RefSeq and is a predicted model, not a curated record.